CCGUUCCUUAUUACUCGUGUUUUAAGUUCGAUUACGAUACGUUCGGCGGUUGGUGAAGAACGUGCUAGGCUAAGAGAGUGAUCAUCAAGGACUCACUAUGAGACUAGUGAUAGUGUUAAGUGUGGCGGUCGUGGCGUUGGCCGCACCCGAAGGAUAUCAUUAUGAUCCACCGGCUGUUAGCAGUACCUUGUAUUUCCCAUCAGUUCCGAGUUAUGUUCCGGAAGUUGAAGACUGUGUAGAACCCGAAGCUCAUGGACAAGUGCAAUUCCAUCAAGAACUUCCUAGUUUUUCACAUGUGCAACCACCUACUCAUGUGUACCAAGCGCCAGUGAAGGCUACGAUCAUUCAACCGUUGAAAACUCAAGUAACAUAUGAAAACCAGCAGGUGCAAUCUUAUCAGCAGCAACAGGAAUCUUCGGGAUCUUGGAAGGCGCAACAACAGCAGUCCUGGGACUGGGCUGGCAAAGGAUCCCUGAGUGCCUCACAAUCUUCAGGAUCCUCUGUUUUCGGUAGUGGCAGCCAAGCCCAAAGCAGCUAUUACGUUCAACCUCAACGCGCGAUUGAAGAAGUCUACAAGCAUGUCUACGUGCAUGUUCCACCGGAAGAUAAGGAAGAAUACGAGGCUCCACGUGUUAUCCAGCCUGUCUCUCACAAACAGAAACAUUAUAAGAUCAUCUUCAUCAAGGCCCCGAGCCCACCAGCUCCCAAGUCCGUUGUCGUGCCACCACAGCCUUCGUCCGAGGAGAAGACCAUCGUCUACGUGCUCCAUCAGAAACCGGAACAUCAACAGGAAGUCAUCGUCCAGAAGCCAGAACCUGCCAAGCAAAACAAACCGGAAGUCUACUUCAUCAAAUACAAGAACCGCAAGGAAGAACAGAAGCAAGUCAAGUAUGUCGCUCCGGUCGUUGCGUCCACUUCUAGCGCCAAAUCGUCGGUGAAGAUCGUUGAUACCGGCUCCAGUGGGUACAGCUCUGGAUCAUCUGGGACCGGCUACUCGUAUGUGAGCAGUACAUCAGCUCCAGUAUCCUACAGCUCUGCCAGUUCAAAAAAUACCGGCGCCAGCUACUCAUACGUCAGCAGCACUCCGGCUCCAGCUGUCGAAUACUCAAGCCUGGGCAACAUUGGAACCGGCUAUUCCUACGUCAGUAGCACUUCAGCUCCCGCUGUAGAGUACGUAGAAUCUUCCGGAGCUAGCGGCAGCAACGAUUACAAAUACUCCAGUGUAGGAAGCACUGGAUCUAGCUAUAGCUCCUUCACAAACGGUGCUGGUGCUGGUUACGAAAGCUACGUCGAUCUUGGAAACAGCGGAUACUCCAGCUUCUCCAGUGGAGCGAGCCUGGGAGUUAUCAACGUCGGUUCCGGCCUUGACUACCAGUUCGUGCCAAGCACAACCGUAGCCCCGGUAGUCAAAGUAACUUCCCCGGUUGCGUCCUACGUGAGCAGCACUCCUCACAGCGUCGUCAGCAGCACUAUUGGCUCUGUCGGGGACAUCUCAGUGAAAAACCCCGGUCUCAGCGGCUACUCGAGCCGAACCAGUGGCAGCCACGGCCAAGUCAGCACCACCACCAUAGCCCCCGUCAAGAAGACCUGCCGCCGAUGUGCCAGCACUACCAGCUCAUCACUGAAGGUGCAAGACGCGUACGUUUCCAACGUUUAUUGAGGAAACAUUUAGUAGCCAUUUUUUCUAAUAAGUUGAUUCGAUAAAUCGUCUAGGUAAUAAAGAAGCCACGUAGUUACAUAAUUCCGAAGAGGUAAUCAAAUUA
This is a messenger RNA of Aedes aegypti (yellow fever mosquito), 1763 nucleotides long. RefSeq lists its product as uncharacterized. The record is from RefSeq and is a predicted model, not a curated record. The transcript has a single exon. The coding region runs from base 98 to 1660 and encodes 520 amino acids. Lineage: Eukaryota; Metazoa; Arthropoda; Insecta; Diptera; Culicidae.